AUGGCGUUCCCUCAGUACCAGAAUGUUCCCAACGAGCUGAAGCUCGCCAUUUGGGAGGAGGCAACCAUGUCGCCCGGAAUGCAUCAUUUUAAGAUGUGCCUCACCCGUGUUUACGAUAUGCUCGCCCCUCCUCUAUACAUGUAUCAAACCGUCAAGAUCGAGCCGGCGAAGAAUACUCUUCACGACAGUUCGGCAUGGAGAGGACGCUUGAACAUGAGCAUGAGCGAUCUUUGGGCGUGCCUUUCCUUCCUGAAACUCAAAUACGGACGUUCUACCCUUCGCGUAUGCCCAGCCGGCAAGUCGAAAGAUUUGGCCGAUAAACAUGCAACGAUCGACCGUGACAACGAUCUUGUAUGCCUUGAGCUCACCGGCGAUGGGACAGUCCUACCGCCUUACAUCUGGCCCACCGGGGACCAGAAUGACGUGUUGAAGAAAUUACGACGCAUAGCAAUUCCCUACUCCACAAACGCCAACCACCAAUUUCACUGCGAGUGUGUCAUGUUUCUGCACCGGAACUACACCCACUGUGGCAUGACUUUAAGCUACCUAAUUGGUUACUUCGGCCACCUAGAGCAGUUCUUCUUCGUUGUCAAACUAGACAAGGACAACACCUACACUACUGGAUCGGCACCGCGAUUCAGCAAGAAGAAUUGUGACGCCGAUACUGCAGCUGAGUGGCACCAAAAGCGAACCACCCGCGCUCUCAACCGUUUCAGGGACAUUGCGGUCCGUGAAGAACUCGCUCGCUUCGAGGACAUGCGCCACACCUACUACGAGGUGCGAGAGAGUGACACCCAAGACCUUGCAUUUUUCCGCCAGAUCUAG
Messenger RNA from Hypoxylon trugodes, 825 nucleotides. RefSeq lists its product as uncharacterized. The transcript is spliced from 2 exons. Bases 1 to 825 code for a protein of 274 amino acids. The record is from RefSeq and is a predicted model, not a curated record. NCBI's taxonomy places the organism in Eukaryota, Fungi, Ascomycota, Sordariomycetes, Xylariales, Hypoxylaceae.